AUUACCCUAAUCAUGUGACCAAGACGUAGGACACGGAAAGAAAACAGGAAGCUGUGUAUAGUCACAAAGCGCAAAGCAACAGCGUGUUGAAUUUGCAGUGUAUAAGAUAUGGAUUUGUUAACGAAAUUUAGAUUUGUAAUAGCAUGCUUAUUUGCAGAAUAUGCUGUUACAUUUAUUCCCGUUGCUAACUGCUCGAUUUACCCAUCAGAGAUGAGUGGCGACAGUGCAUCAAAGCUGCCAUCAGCAGCAGCCAUCCCUGUAGCACAGGCGAGCACUUUGGGAUCCUUCUACUCUCUCAGUCUACAAUCUACAUUUCCAGAGGACUUGGAAGUGGACGAGUAUUGUGUCGAACUGCUCCGCGUCUACCGUCAACGCUACGUGACUUUCGCGAACUGCCUCGUGACUUAUGCACGACCUGUCAAAAUCUGUCAGAACUGUUACACUGGCUUUAACAGUCUGGAUGACAUUUAUAAAAACAUAUCAUCCGACCAACUUGGCCCUGGAAAUGUCACUUGCCAUGACAGCCUGAUGCGUUCUGAUAGGAUGAUGCUGCUCUUUACCCUCUACAACAAUUUACAAGAUAUCUGGACAUCCGCAAAGUGCAGUAAAUGUCUGACUGAACAUCAAGAGGCUCUUAUGAAUGAUACGGUUUACUUCAUGGCCACUCUGAAUCAGUCACUUUCCUGUUUUGAACAAUAUCAGAAGAACCACACUGAGCUGUGUAAAGACUGCAAAGCCUCAUACAAAAGGUUGAACGAGCUCUACGGCAGAAUGGAGAAAAACCAGACGCUCUGCAUUGAUUUAGAAGACGCAAUGAACAUGACACAGCAGCUGUGGAGUAAAACAUAUUAUUGCUUGUUACCUCGGGAGGAGACGGUGCCUGUCAUCGCAGUGUCCAGCUUCAUGCUCUUCCUCCCCGUCAUUUUUUACUUAAGCAGCUUCCUGCACUCAGAACAAAAGAAACGCAAGCUUAUACACCCCAAAAGAGCCAAGUCCAGCAGCAGCCUAAUGAAUAUCCAAGACAAAUUCAGCUGAGUGAGAUGAGGCGAGGUGGGGAUGAGAGGGCACUGAAUCUUUGCUUCACCUCUCCCACUAAACCAACAGGCACUUUCAGCACGGAUGGUACGGUUCAUAUCAUCUCCUGGACUCCAAGAUCAGUUGGAUCAAGGACUUUUUGAUGCUGUGAUCUCAUUCUAUUUAAAUCAGAUUUUUUUGCACUGUUUGUGAUUUGCACUAUUGAUUUAAAUAUGCCAAUUUUUUGCUUAGCUUAAAAAAGAGAGAUAAUUCUACUAGUGAUUUCAAUAAUUACAAUGGCUGUUAGUAUUAUAAUAUACUAUUUAAGGUAUGAAAGAGAUGCGGUCCCAAAAUAGGGAUAUUUAUCUUUAACAUUACACUAGUUAUGCUGCAUUUUUACUUCACUAAGAGACCAUGUUACAUUUUAUAUUCUCUAUUUUCCUAGGUAAUAACAAAUGCGCACACACUGUCUCUCUUACACACACACACUCACACUACAUGGCAGUGGUACCACUUCUGGAAGCACUCCAUGUGCAUUAGAGAAAGAUCUUGUAACAAAUACUUUAUUCAGGGUCAAAGGUUUAUGCAGUGAGUAGAUGAGAAAGUAAAGGAUGGAAGAGGCAACACGAAGCCUUUUUGCGGUCCAUGUGCCUGUUUACAUCACUUUUUGUUUUACACUGGAUUUACCAUAGUCUUCCCUUAUUGUGUGGUUAUAUACUAUACUGUCAGGUAUUUGAUGAACAAAGCAAUUAUUCUGAAAGAGACAGACGUGGAAUAGGAAAGCUUAAUUAACAGCGAUAUAUCAGAGAUAUCUUUAAUUUGCUGUAUUCAGAUGUUGACCAAUAGUUUUAAAUUCAAUAGCUUUCCUCAUACCUCUAUUGAAAUAUAGCCUUCCUUGGUGCGAUUGACAGGCUUGUUGUUUUCAGGGUUACGUGGACUUGAAUUGCAAAGCGCCUGUUUCCCCGGUCAUUAGCAGCUAAUCUAAAUGUAGGAUAAAGUUACUUGGCUGAUUAAUCGUAACAACACAUCGGUUUAAGCUGCAUUGGCUUUUUGGUCUUAUGGAGCCAAGCCAUUGCCUAUCACACUGCCUGUUAAGCGCAUUUCACUUGAUUUAUCCAAUCAUAUGAUCGUACAGAACGAUAUGGGGAAAAAUAGCCUUUUCAUUUGUGGCUCAUGAGUGCAAUGUCUAACAAGAAUGACAGCUUUCAUCCCUGCGGUGCCAGAUCCGUUGGUGAAAGUCAUUACUCCUGACCUGACUGCCAAAUGUAGCAACCAGGCGAAUUUUACGGCCACGUGUUCGAGGAAAUGACGCAAAAUCUGAAAUACCUUUUGAGAUGUAUGACCCGAGCCUUACUUUACCUGACAAGAACCUUAGAGAGGAUGAGGGGAAACUGGUGGGGGAUGUGAGAUUAUCCCUCAUCACGUUUUGCCCUGCUAAGAAUCAGAGCAGUGACUUUGGACCUUAAGCAGUGAGCCCAUUAUGAAAUAUCCCUGAGCCUGAAACUCAGCAGGGACUGAUCCAACAAACCUUUAAUGUAGCUGCUGUGUUGUUUAAAAGUUGCCAUUAGGAUUUUGGAUGCUCUGUCAUUAUAAAUUAAAUCAUGUUUAUGUGUUGAUUAAUGAUUGCUUUAGGCUCUUUUAGAAAAACUCACAUACUAACAAAAAGUCUAAUUGUAUUUUCAUGUUUUGUAUGGCUGUAGUUUUAUUACGAAUAAUAAAAAGAUAACUCAUUC
Molecule: messenger RNA, 2747 nt
Organism: Labeo rohita (rohu)
Lineage: Eukaryota; Metazoa; Chordata; Actinopteri; Cypriniformes; Cyprinidae
Gene: ostm1
Product: osteoclastogenesis associated transmembrane protein 1
Exons: 6
Coding region: 109-1035 (308 amino acids)
Cellular component (GO): cytosol
Source: RefSeq, a predicted model, not a curated record